This is a messenger RNA of Symbiodinium sp. CCMP2456, 561 nucleotides long. The record is from the annotation of a GenBank genome assembly. Lineage: Eukaryota; Dinophyceae; Suessiales; Symbiodiniaceae.
AUGGCUCAGGAGAAGGAGGUGGGGCUGCCGUUCUGGCAAGGAAGGUGCGAGGAGAGAGAAAACAUUCGACGUGCGGAAAAGCUGGCUGCCCAAGCCUUGGGCAAGGACCAAGUUGAGAACCACGAAAUUAUAGCCAAGGACCUGCUGGACAAGAACCCCAAGUGCACGACAGCAGGAAACUGCAAGCCUAAUCCGAACGGAGGUCCGUAUUGCAGCCGCCAGUUCGGCGGUGUUUGCACUCCGUGCUACAUUCCCGGCACGCAGGACCCGUAUUUGACUCCGGAUAAUACCCCGACAUGCCCGUUCUCCCUCAAGGAAGAAAUGGGCGGCAUGGCGGGGGUUGCCCCCAACACAAGAUGCAAGUCCAAAAGUGCGAGCGACCUCUGCUGCUUGUACGGCAUCGAUGGCGGCUGUGACAAAGACUUCUCCGACGGAUCGAAAGUGACGACAGACAUGGAAGGUUACUUGGGUGUCAUGGCUACGGCUCACAAGGACCCAGUUCAGAUGUUCAACUUUGCCAGCAAGUGGAUCCAGGAGAACCACGGAGAGGUACAAGACCAG